AUGAAGUUCAUUCAUAGGAAAACUCACCAAGACAGAGCCCACAUCCUUCCGAAGAGGUAUCUCCAAUGGGUCGUUUGGCUCUCACUUUCCCUCUGCAUAUUCUUCCUCUCCACCUUUUCCACGGCGCCGCACUUCCGCCGCCCUCACCAGCACAGCUUCCUCCGCAAGCACACCUCCCUCGCCUCCCGAGCCCUAAUCGCCGCCGGCGACUCUGAGCUCCCCGGCGGCGCCGCCUUGCCGGACUCUCUGUCCCUCCGCAUCUACAUCUACGACCUCCCCUCCAGCUACAACAGAGACUGGCUGGCCAAUCCUCGCUGCGCCACCCACCUCUUCGCCGCCGAGGUCGCCCUGCACGAGACCCUACUCGGCAGCCCCGUGCGAACGCUCGAUCCUCAUGCCGCCAACUUCUUCUUCGUCCCCGUUUACGUCUCCUGCAAUUUCAGCACCGCCAACGGCUUCCCCGCGCUGGGCCACGCCCGGAGCCUCCUCUCCUCCGCCGUGGACUUCAUCUCCUCCCGCCACCCCUUCUGGGGGCUCCGCGGCGGUGCCGAUCACGUCUUCGUCGCCUCCCACGACUACGGGGCCUGCUUCCACGCCAUGGUUAGUCCAACCCCCAAGUAGGAGCCUUUCCCUUCCCAAAAUUCUCGCCUAUUCAUUCAUUCAUUCAACUCCAGGAGGAUGUGGCGGUGGCGGAGGGGAUACCGGAGUUCCUACGGCGGUCCAUCAUCCUCCAGACCUUCGGGGUUGACCGGCCUCACGCGUGCCAGGACGUGGAGCACGUACUGAUCCCCCCGUACGUGCCCCCGGAGCUGCUGCAGAGACCAGCGCCGCCGUCGGUAGCGACGCCGCCGGUGCGCGACAUCUGGGUGUACUUCCGCGGGAAGAUGGAGGUCCACCCCAAGAACAUCAGCGGCCGGAUCUACGGCAAGUAAGGAAGAGGGUCAAGUCAACUCAUGGCGGGCCGUUGCUUCUAUCUCUUGUUGACCACCUUCUUCCGUUGCUUCUCUCUUCCUCCAGCGGGGUGAGGACGGAGAUCUGGCGGCGCUACGGCGGCGACCGGCGGUUCUUCCUGAAGAGGAAGCGGCACGACGGGUUCCGGUCGGAGAUGGCGCGGUCGGUCUUCUGCCUUUGCCCCCGGGGAUGGGCCCCGUGGAGCCCACGGCUAGUGGAGUCUGUGGCUGUCGGAUGCGUUCCCGUCGUCAUCGCCGACGGCAUCCGGCUCCCCUUCUCCAAUGCUGUCCGAUGGGACGAUAUCUCCCUCCGCGUGCCCGAGAGGGAGGUGACCAGACUCGAGCCCAUCCUGCGCCACGUGGCUGCCACGAAUCUCUCCGCCAUCCAGCGCAACCUGUGGGACCCCGCCAACAGGGAGGCCCUCCUCUUCAACCGUGGGAUGAAGCCCGGAGACGCGACGUGGCACGUUCUGAAGGCGCUAUCGGCCAAGAUCCAUCGGCGAUGA
Spirodela intermedia is the source of this 1456-nucleotide messenger RNA. NCBI's taxonomy places the organism in Eukaryota, Viridiplantae, Streptophyta, Magnoliopsida, Alismatales, Araceae. The record is from the annotation of a GenBank genome assembly.